Messenger RNA from Callorhinchus milii (elephant shark), 3612 nucleotides. RefSeq lists its product as uncharacterized. Gene Ontology annotation, cellular component: nucleus. The record is from RefSeq and is a predicted model, not a curated record. Gene Ontology annotation, molecular function: protein binding; histone H4K20 methyltransferase activity. Lineage: Eukaryota; Metazoa; Chordata; Chondrichthyes; Chimaeriformes; Callorhinchidae.
GCCGGGCCGGGCCGGCCAGCAGGUUUGUCGGUACCGGCGCGGGGAAGGGAGGGCUGAGGGGCCGUCUUUGGGAGAGAGGCACAAAAGGCAGUAAUGCAACACUGUGCCUGUCGCAGGUUAUGGAAUCCAUGCGUGUGUCUGCCAGAGAUCUGUGUGAAUACGAUGACCUUGCCACAAGCCUGGUCCUGGAUCCUUACUUAGGUUUCCGUUCCCACAAAAUGAAUAUCAGCAAUAUACCUGUUGUCAGGAGACACCAAUACCUCAGAGACAUCGUGCAAAAGUUUCAGAGCUCCCGAGACUUGGAAAGUGUGUACAGAGCACUGACCCUGGGGGAUUGGGCCUGGCAGUACUUCCUACACAAAACCCGUCUUGAAGAGGAGAUCUUCAAAUCUCAGGUAUUCCGUUACCUUCGAAUCUUUCUGCCAGAAAGCGGGUUUCAGAUCCAGCCGUGCAGUCGCUACUCAUCAGAGACUAACGGUGCUAAGGUUGUGUCCCUGAGGAAGUGGACGGAGAGCGACAAGAUCGAGCUGCUGGUGGGCUGCCUGGCGGAGCUCUCGACAGAGGAGGAGGGUCUCCUGCGGCCGGGAGAGAACGACUUCAGCGUGAUGUACUCCACCCGCAAGAAGUGUGCCCAGCUUUGGCUGGGGCCAGCCUCCUUCAUCAACCACGACUGCAGACCAAACUGCAAGUUUGUGUCGACCGAAGGUGACAAGGCGUGCGUCAAAGUGCUGCGAGAUAUCGAAGCCGGGGACGAGAUCACCUGUUACUAUGGCAAUAGCUUCUUUGGGGAAAGGAAUGAGCUGUGUGAAUGCUGCACGUGUGAAAGGCGAGGUGAGGGAGCCUUCAAACUCAAGACCCGUCCCGAGGAGACCGAGGCCUGCUCCAAGUACAGCCUGCGGGAGACGAUUCGCCUGAGCCGCAUGAAGGAGAAAGGCAACGGCAGACACCCACCCGCACAGCUCCAUUGUCAUUCAGCGACUGGAAAACCAUUCUGGCAGACAUCGAGUUACAGACUGUCCCUGAGCUCGAGGAGACGGGCCGGAGCGAAGUCAAAGAGACAGAGCUCCCGUAGCAACAUCAGAGCGUCGCCUCGAUCGGCACCUCUGCUGCUUCAGUGUUACGAUCCCGGCAAGCGGAAGAUGCCGAGAAGCAACAGCUGGUCGAGGAAAUGGAGGCCGGAUGGUGACAGAGGAGAAUCGUGGUCAGCCCAGGGCUCGGAGGAACCGCUCCCUCCUGCUCACUGCUACCCGGCCCGGCCACACCAAACCAAAGCCACCGUAUCGAGAUUGCCCGGCACUCUCCUGAUCCUGGAGGGCGUGGUCCUCAAGGAUGUGCGGGUGGGCCUGUACGAUUGCAUCAAUCUACCCAGGGGUUCGAUCGACUCGCUAGAACCGGGGCCCAGAGAACACAGCGGAGGGGGUGUGAGGGGAAAGCGUGGGCAAGGCCAAGGGGAAGACAUGGAGCCUGAGCCAACUGACAUCCAGCGGGAAGGAGAAGGGAGCAAGCCGGAAGCGUUUGCGAGCACCAGUGGAGUUGUAGGCGCUAGGAUCUUUCUGAGGAAGCCCAAGGCCCCGUUGGAGGGCUUGGUCGCAAGCCCAGAGGAACGUGCUGUCUCCGAGGAACAAGUACUUGGCUGCUGGAGGUUGUGCGGGACAGAGGGUCGAGUUGGAAACCCCUCCUCUGGAACUUCUACCGGUUCCACCAUGAGCACGAAGAAGGUGGCGGGGGUCCUCACGCUGAGGAGGAGGAGGAAGAGGAGUUGGUGGAGGAGAAGGAGAAGGACUUCCAGUAAAGAGAGCCAAAGUCCUCAAGUCACAAAGCCAUCGCUGAGAAGUAAUUACACAUUGACCCAUUUUGUGAAGGUCGACCUAAGCAAGGAUGUUGUCUCUCUGAGUCAAAGUUCCCUGCCUCCCCCUCCCCUUCCUCCUCCUCCUCCUCCCAGUGUUAAGAGGCAGAGUUUGUGCCUGAGCGGGACAGACGCCCAGCGAGACCCCAGCCCAAGGCCCCUGCUCUCGCCCCGCCCGCAGGGCGCGAUCUGCGACGUGCGGGUUGUGCUAGAAGACAUUGCAAAGAUCUGCGAGCAUGCCAGCCGCGCCUGGUACGUGAGGAGGUGCUUGGCUGCCAGGCUGGCCCUGGGGAGAGGAGGGGGACCGAGCAGCGCGGAAUCCGCUGGGGCGCCCGACUGGACUGGGAGCAGCAGGGCGUUGGUGGAAGGUGGGCAAGACGCUGUGGUGGGCAAAGUGUCCAGGCAGAGGCAAACCCCAAGCGGAAGCGGGAAGGUGGCAGGCGCGAACGAGGGAAUGAUGGGCCUUGGCAUAGAGCCGAGGAGGAAGGGACUGCGGAGCUUGGCCUCACUCUACCGUUCGGACACCACAGGGCUCCGGUGCGACGAGGGGACGCUCUCCCAGCGGUGUCUGGCGUCUUCAGCCGCCGCGGCAGCCAAGCAGCCCCCCGCCUUCACCCCCUUCGCCGGGUCCAAGCGCCUGCGUCUCGUGGUCAGCCACGGCUCCAUAGACUUCGACGUCACCUCCUCCGCCAGCGAGGAUUCCAUCUGAUCAUUGACAAGGGGGAAAUGGACGUUCCCCCUCUCCUUUCAAUGAGAAGAUUACACAGAGAUCACUACGUGCGGGCCUUACAACAAUUUACCUUCCACGUAGGGAAGAUGACCCAAGGUGCUGGACAGUCAUUGCCUCUUAACACGACUGUUGCAAUUUGGUGGCUCUCUUCACCUUCCCCCCCCCCCACUCCCAACCCACACCAAUCAUACAGUAUCUUCACUUCAUAGGCAGGGAGGUUGCAGGUCGAUCCCCUGCAUAUGCUGAGUUCCUGGGUUGGUGGGGGCUGCAGGCAGCCUCAAUGCUCCUGGUUUUGGGGUGGGGGGGUUCGAGGGGGAGAGGGUGAGAGAAGGGGGGGUGGGAAGAAUGAGUUAGAGUCUCUGCUCCUGGUCCACUGCCCAUUCCUAGGCAGGCAUUUGACAUCUAUGGCCUGGAAUUCUAAAACCUUCCAGAUUUGGGAAUCAGAUCCACAAGUCCCAUUUCUCCACAGUUUAUAUAUUUGGAAAAAAAAAGACCGUAUUCUAAACUGAGUCUAGAUGUUUACCAACUCCCCCGCACGACGUACAAUCUUAGCCUUAAAACGAUGGUCUUAAGGCUAGGAGCAGCUGGAAUGUCGUGGUUCUGGUGGGGACAGAGGGCUUGGGGGUGAUGUCCGUCCCCUUUUAUAAACCCUCCUUCCUCCCGCAGGAGUGCCAUCCCUUUGAUCCCGAGGACAUGUGAUAUGAUAUGAUCUGCCGCUUGGGUGAGGUACUGGAAGUGUGGGGGGGUGGGGGGUCGGGGUCAGUGUCUUCAGGCGAGAAGAGAAUUGGCUGAGUAAAUAACCCUGUAACCUCUAGACAGAUGACCAUCAUUGUAAAGAGAAUUAAGACGGGAUGUGGCCGUUGCCAGAUUGAGAGCCUGACAUUGGGUCACCCUACAUUCGCCAACUGGGUGGCGUCUGCCUGGCUGCCACCCUUUCCCCAUCGACCAUCCGAUAACUCGUGAAGCGAUGGGUGAGAAGAAAAAUGUCCGUCCACUUAACCUCGUCAACUUUCCUCCUCCGAGCGAUUCUCCCUCC